AUGACUGGUAUAACUAACGGAGACGGAGCCGAGGCCCCGCUAAACCGUGCAGACGAGGUCAAAGAGCUGCUCGAGGCAGUCGAGGAAUUGAUCAUUCCAUUCAUUCGCUCCGCAGACGAAGAUGCCGCUACCAAGCACAGCGGUCACGGUCUGGCAAUCCGGGGCGGCGGACCCAGAACCGCACUCGUGGAGCACCAUCCCCCCAAGAAACUUGAGCAAAUUCUGGACUUGAGCAUUCCGGAGCAGGCGGGCGGGAAGGACGGGUUGGUGGAGAUUGUAGAGAAGGUGCUACGGUACAGCGUCAAUACGUGGGACCAGGGGUUUCUGGAUAAGCUGUAUGCGAGCACGAAUGCGGUAUGCCGUUGUCGGACUCGUCUCGGAGCUGCUGCUCGCCACGCUGAACACGAAUGUGAGAUUGCCCUCCCCUUUCCAAAUUUUUGUCCCGGUAAAGGGAGUGAGGUGUUGAUAAACUAUAUGCAAAAGGCACACGUCUACCAAGUCUCCCCCGUGCUCACCCUCGUCGAAAAACACACAACGAAGCACCUCGCCCACCGCUUCGGCUACACCUCCUCGCACGCCGGCGGCAUCUCCCAGCCGGGCGGCUCCGCGUCCAAUAGCUCUGCCAUCGUCAUCGCGCGAAACACUUUGUACCCUGAGACCAAAGAGGAGGGAAACGGUGACCGCCGAUUCACCCUCUUCACUUCCGCGCAUGGCCACUAUUCUCUCGAGAAAGCGGCGCAGAUGUUUGGUCUGGGGAGCAAGAAUGUGAUUCCUGUCCCUGUGGACGGGUCUGGGAAAAUGGUGCCAGAGGAAUUGGAACGGUUGGUGAAAGAAAGCAAAGGGAGGGGUGAGACGCCCUUCUUCAUCAACGCGACCGCCGGCACCACCGUCCUCGGCUCCUUCGACCCCUUCCCCGCGCUCGCCGCCAUCGCUAAAGCGCACAACCUCUGGCUGCACGUCGACGGUAGCUGGGGCGGCUCCGUAAUCUUCAAUCCUGAGAUCGCAAAAGGCCGGCUGGACGGCGUCGAAUUGGCGGAUUCCAUCGCGGUAAACCCGCACAAGAUGCUCGGCGUGCCCAUGACGAGUUCCUUCUUGCUAGCAAAAGACCUCCGCCAGUUCUGGAAGGCCAUGACGCUGCCCGCAGGAUAUCUGUUCCACAACGCAGGCGAGAGCGUGGAUGACAUCUACGACCUCGCGGACCUGACGCCGCAGUGUGGCCGGCGCGCCGAUGCGCUCAAGUUCUUCUUAUCGCUACAAUACUAUGGCGAGCAGCACUACGCUGGGGUUGUGGCGAAUGCGUACCAGCAGGCCGAGUAUCUGGCCAGCCUAAUCAAGGCGAGUCCGCACUUUGUAUUCGUCAGCCCCGAUCCUUUACCUUGUUUGCAGGUGUGCUUUUACUGGGCGCGGGAUGGUAAAUUAUCCGGAGAUAAAGAAGAGAACGGGAGGGUGACGAGCGAGGUUGCGAAGAAGCUGAUUAGUAGGGGGUUCAUGAUUGAUUAUGCGCCCGGAGAGAAGGGCAAGUUUUUCAGGGUUGUGGUGAAUGGGAGCACGAGGAGGGGGACGGUGGAGGGGCUGGUGAAGGGGAUUGAGGAGUGCGCGGGGGAGUUGGGGUUUUAG
Molecule: messenger RNA, 1617 nt
Organism: Paraphaeosphaeria sporulosa
Lineage: Eukaryota; Fungi; Ascomycota; Dothideomycetes; Pleosporales; Didymosphaeriaceae
Product: glutamate decarboxylase-like protein 1
Exons: 3
Coding region: 1-1617 (538 amino acids)
Biological process (GO): carboxylic acid metabolic process
Cellular component (GO): cytoplasm
Molecular function (GO): pyridoxal phosphate binding; carboxy-lyase activity
Source: RefSeq, a predicted model, not a curated record